Molecule: messenger RNA, 4545 nt
Organism: Dromaius novaehollandiae (emu)
Lineage: Eukaryota; Metazoa; Chordata; Aves; Casuariiformes; Dromaiidae
Gene: RWDD3
Product: RWD domain containing 3
Exons: 4
Coding region: 67-867 (266 amino acids)
Biological process (GO): positive regulation of protein sumoylation; positive regulation of hypoxia-inducible factor-1alpha signaling pathway
Molecular function (GO): protein binding
Source: RefSeq, a predicted model, not a curated record
CCCCGGCGGCGCGGGCCGGGCGGCCGCUGGCGGGCGCGGGGCGCCGCGGCGGCGGGAGGCGCGGCCAUGUCGGCGCUGGCGCGGGAGGAGCUCUCGGCUCUCGCCGCUAUCUACUGCGAGCCGGACGAGUGCGAGGUGCUCGCGGUCUCAGAGACGCAUGGAAUUACAUUUAGAAUUCAAAUCAGCGUGAAAGAACUGCUGGAUACAGAUGUAGUUUUAAAGCUGCUAUUUCACUUACCAGUCAAUUAUCCAUCAAUUCUGCCAGAUAUUUGUGUUAACUCAGACCAGCUUACAAGGGCCCAGUGUAUGGACGUGAAAGAUAAAUUACUUGAGCAAGCAGAGAAACAUCUUUCUGAACCCAUGGUACAUGAGCUGGUUCUUUGGAUACAACAGCAUCUUAAAUAUCUCAUUAGGCAAUCAGCAGCAGUUUGCAACGAAAAAACUACUUUGUCAAGAGGAGCAAGUACAGAGGAUGGUAUCUGGAUGCUCUUUUUGCAUUUAGAUCACAUGAGAGCAAAGGCAAAAUACGUCAAAACUGUGGAAAAAUGGGCUUCAGAUCUAAGGCUGACUGGAAGACUGAUGUUCAUGGGCAAGAUAAUAUUGAUUCUUCUUCAGGGUGACAGGAGCAACAUUAAGGAGUACUUGAUUCUUCAGAAAACUUCUAAGGUAGAUGUGGACUCAAGCGGAAAGAAAUGUAAAGAGAAAAUGAUUAGCGUACUGCGUGAAACAAAAGUACAGUCACAGCAUACAAGGUUUCAGACGUUUGAAGUCAAAGACUAUUCAACUCUGGAUGAGCUACAAAAGGAAUUUGAAGUUGCAGGACUUACAACUCUUUUCUCUGAGUUUGUGCCUCCUCUCUUAAAAUAAAAUUAAAAGAAAACACUGGACUUUUUGACCAAAGCAGCAGUUGACUGUGAAUGCUGAUGGAAGAUAAAAAGACCAAUUUGGCAAACGAUUCCAAAGCUUUUCUGCAAAAAAAAUGUCAAAAGUAGCCAUCCUCCUGCAAGCAACAAAAGGCAAUUCAUGCAUUAAGAAUUGAUGAUGUUUUGACUUUAUAUAUUGAUAACUAUUUCCAGGGAAUGUGGAGUUAGCUGUGAUAUUUGCACACCAAACAUGAAAGACUUGGGUGGGGAGGGUUAUAGUUAAAAGAAUAGUCUUCUUAUUAAACUUUCUUUUCCAAUACCUGUUUUCAUUGUUUUGUUUUUGACUCUCUCUCAUGAUAAUGUUUUCAAUGGCCUGCUAGAAAGCAUGAUUAAUUUUGCUUUCAAAACUUACGUAAGUGUAUUUCUAUAAAAAGCAUAGUGAACACAAAUUUGAGUAUGUGAGGACAGUGUAUGGUUUAUAUCCUCUAAGUGUUCAUCUGCAGACUUUUCUUUCUCUAUUUAUUUGACGCUGUAAAUACUUGAAUGUCAAUUUAAAGAGAAAGGUUGUGUCACUUGGAACCUGAAAAAAAUUUUGAGUGUCUGUUUGAAUAUUAUAGUUUUUGCCCUGAAAGGUGAAAAAAGACCCAAAUGGAGAAUUUAAAUUAAUUAGCUGAGGGAAAGCCAUAUAUUCAGUUAUUUUCAGUUAAAAGAUCUAUGUUGAAAAAUUGUGUGCUGGUAGAAUCUAAGGUCUUGAAAAGAUGCAGAGGCUCUGUCCAUACACCAGCAAGGUCUGGCAAGUAUCGAAAACAGUAAAAGGCUCAUGCAUAUGUGGUGUAAGGAAAAGUGAUCAGUAUCCCUCUGCAGGUCUAUGUGUUGUAAGGUUUUGCCAGAUGGAUUUUAUGUUCUCAGCCAAAUCUAUGGUUUGAAAUUCUCCACUGUUCUGGAAAGAGAAUAAUAAGGUACUUCCGGCACAACUUGCAUCAAAAUCUGAGCCAUUAACGUGUAGCUGGGGCCUUCUCCAACUUGCGUAUAAGUCAUUUGAGUAUUCUUUCUGUUGAUUUUGGGAAUUGGAUUGAAUAGUGAACCUAAUAUGUGAUCUCAAAUUGCAUGUGACUGCAAAAAUAAUUGAAGCAUACAGUUCUGGCUGUCUUUCUUGCUAGAUCAGGUAUAGACUCUUCAACUCUUUCUCACUGAUAAAAGCUAGUGUAAUUAGCUGUUUAAGAAAAGCCAUUUGUAGGGUCAGUGCCUGCAAGUUGCACUUGGAUAUAAACUCAUGCAUUUUCUUGAAUAUUAUUAUCAGAUGCCUUCUUGGUUAACUAUUUGGUCAGAGCUAGCAUUCUGUAGCAUCUGAUUUGGAGAAAAAAAAAGCUAAAGAACAAAGGACACAUGGGUAAGUUACAGUUCUUUUCUAAUCUGUUUAUUCUCUUGCCAAAUGAAGUUGUUCUAAGAAGCUUGAUGAUUUCUGUAUUUCAGGAGCCACAAAAAGCAAUUUAUACAAUGGAUCACUGCCGAAUUUGUUACUUACUAACUUGAAUUGGACAAAUCGGCAAGUCCAGUGUAGGAAGGGAUUACAGUUACUAUGCUUGGCUUGGUGUGCUUUAAGAGAAUUACAAAUCUGAUCAGCCUGAUACUGUUCAGACAGCAAAGAAUAACAUGAAAACUGAUGUCAGCCUGAUUCUGUCAAAGCAAAUGCUUUUGCCUACCCAUCAAUCAGUCACUUAGUUGGAAGGGUAGGAGUAUAUCUUGUUUUCAGACAAGUACACAAUAUUCUUAAAGGUUGUUCUUUUGGAAAGAUGUUGCAGCUGUCUAUUAACUGAUGGUUUGUUUGCAUGUAUUGUAAAAAGAGAUGGGCAAGCCUGUGAGCCCCUGGGGCAAAAAAGUCAUAGAAGCACAGACUAUGGUGCAUAUAUUUCCCUCCAAAGGAAGAGAGAAACAGAAGAAUAAAAUGCAGGGAAAUGAAGCCAGAACUCCUGAGAAUAGUUAGAGUGCACAUAUCAGUGUCUAAGAAGCAAAUACAGUGUAUAAAGCUACCAGAGUCAGACAUUUCACAUGCAAGGAAAACCAAAGUCCACAAAGGGAAAAUGGUUUAACAAAUGAGAAACUAGCCUUGUUGUGGAUAUUGUAUUGUAAAUAUUUCUUUGAACAGCGCAUUUAAUAAAGCCUCAUUUCCUUUGGGUUUGCUUGUGUCUAAGUGCACGUGAAGCCUUUCUUGUAGAGACAUUCAUGACAGUGCUUUUCCAGCUGGAUUCUCCAGUGUCGGAUAUCAAUUAUGUUUGUUCUGCAGCUCUGCAUAACUCAUUAAAGUAUCGAUAGGGUUUUUCUCCUCUGUCUGCUAUCUAUUUUUAUCAAAGUUUCAGGAACUUGGUUUGACACUUUUUAACCUCUCAUUUUGGUUGAAAUGAAUUGUGUUCAAAAGUUCUAAAAAACCCAAAAAAACCAAAAAACCAAAAAAAGAGAACAGUUGUAGUAUAAAUAUAUGCAGGCCCCCUAUGGACAGCACAGCAGCAUAACCAUAGUUUCCUUUGAAAGUUGGGCUAAAAUGAAAGCUGUUGCAAUAGGACUGACUACUUGAAAAAACAAGUUUUAUAAGACAAAACCAAAUUUUGAUUGGUGUUUUUGGAUGCCUUGUCUUAUUAACUGAGAAGAAAACAAGAAAUUGAAAUAGGAGUAAAAAGCCAAACCCAACAUCAGCCUUAUUAGCACAGUUGUUUUUGUAGGAAUACGUCACAUCCAAAGCAUUCAUUGUAAUCCAGAUAACAUUUACUCUGAUUCAAAGAAUGGCGGGCUAAGCUUCAGUGUAAUGGCAUGGGGAGGUAUCCACCAGUGUGCAGGAAUGCAUCACUAGCUGUUUCAAGCAGGUUUGUUAGGGAGAGGCACAUGUUCACUUUUUCUGCUCCUUGUAUGCGACUAGUCAAAGAGUUUCCAAGGAAGCUGUAUUUUUUGCAGUCUUUUUAAAAAUCCUUACUGACAGCCAUUUCCCCCUUGUGACCAAGUUCUGUAGAUAAAAUCAUCUGUACCUAUGUAGAAAGAGGAGCCAGAAUAAAACCCCCUUCUUUUCACCCACAGGAUUGACUAUUAAUCUUUCAAGGCACUAUUUGUAGCAGUCAUAUAUAAUAUUUAUAUUUAAGGGUUUUUAUUAUCGUAAGUUGAGAAGAAACCUGUAUAUCCAACACAUGCUGGAAAGCAGCCUACCAUUCAGGAGACUAGCAUGGCUUCAGUGGCAGUAAGAAAUGCAGAGUUCCAGAUGAGGGAAACACUUUUAAUAGGGGACAUCAUCAGUACUGAGAAUUCAUCAGGUUUUUUUAAUUAUUGAGUCUCAUUAGUAUUGUAAUUGUUUCCCCCUCUUCGUUUGUUAUAUGCUGUUACAGGGAAGGUGAAACACAGAACUCCUAGAUGAAUAUCCUUGGAAUGAUCUCUUUAAACAAAUAAUGUAAAGUAGCUUUUUCAUUUUGUGGAUAAGGCCAAUUUUUUGUUUUUAUAGUUUUAUCUCAUUUUUAUGUAAUAUUAUUUGUCUCUUAUUUCUGUGUGAAUGACCACAAGAAACAACAAAGAUUAAAAUAAAUUAUACUCAAAGUGCUGUAAAGUGCACCAAAUAAAGAAACUUAAUAGUGGAAAAAUGUUUUAUUUCCAUUGUUUCUUUUAAAAAAUAGUUUAAUAAAAAAGAUAUAAGGACGAUUUAAAA